GAGCUGGAGCAAAACACGGAACAACUUUAGGCUAGCUAGGUUAGCAUGAUGAGCUAAAGCGUCCUGCGUUUUACUAAAAAAGACUGCUUUGUUUACUUCAACCGUGCGGCGAAGACUGAUAAUUAACAUGACGUUGAUUUAAAGAAGACCUAACAAUACCAAGUAAUGUUUAGCAGGUCGUAUGAGCUGCUGCCUCAGAGGGACCUCUCCAGUCCGAGGACUCCUGGCUUGUUUGUGGACUCAGACAGGUUCACACCGCGCGGAUACCACCAAGGCUUCUCAUCUGACAACAUCCCCAAUGUGUCUGAAAACCACCUCACCGAUACCUCCCAAGGAUGGCUUUCCUGGAUUUGCAACCUGAUUGUCAUCUCCCUCGUCUACAUCUGCACAUUUCUAACAUUUCCAAUAACAGGAUGGUUUGUACUGAAAACGGUGCCUAACUACCAGAGGAUAGUAGUGUUUCGUCUGGGUCGAGUUUGUCCUCCAAAGGGCCCCGGUAUUGUUCUGGUGCUGCCGCUCAUUGAUCAGUGGCAGAGGGUCGACCUGCGCACCCGUGCCUUCAACAUCCCACCCUGUCAGGUGACUACUUUGGAUGGUGGUGUGCUGUCAGUGGGAGCAGACAUCCAGUUCAGGAUCUGGAACCCCGUCAUGUCAGUACUAUCAGUCCAGGACCUGAACGCCUCAACCAGGAUGACGGCACAGAAGGCUUUGACCUACAGCCUGGCCAAGAAGACCGUCAGGGAGAUCCAGAGUGAGAGGGUCAAACUUGGAGAAUAUCUCGGGAUGGACAUAAAUCAGAUGACUCAGCCCUGGGGGCUGGAGGUGGACAGGGUAGAGCUCACCCUCGGCUCGCUACUGAAAGCACCAGAGGAGGGCCCCUCUGGACCCCUCAUCGUGCCUCCCACUGUGUCUGGACUUGAAGGCCUUGCGGGCCCCAUUCAGCAGUUGGCCAUGCACUUUCUGGGCCACGGUGGCGCUUCACAGCCUCAACAAAAGGACAGCAUUACUUACGCAGAUGAGCUCAGCAGUUCCUCUCAGACAAUUGUGGCCACACCACGUUCUGUUGAGGAGCUGCUCGGUGGGGUGAAGCUCCUGCUCUCUGAGACUUUGGUCCACCAGGUCGGGGCCUGCUUCCAGUUUGACAUAAGCUCAGAAGAUGGACAACAUCACAGUUACUAUGUGGAUUUGAGCCAAGGCAGCGGUGCAGCUGGAGCGGGGUCCUUGUGCAGAGAGCCAGAUGUGACAUUGAGUAUGACUGACAACGACCUUCUGGCCAUGUUCCAAGGCGAGCUUCGUCCAUUUGCUGCUUACACCGCUGGCAGACUCCGAAUCCAGGGAGACAUUAAGACCGCCAUGAAGCUGGAAGAAGUCAUAAAGUUGCUUAAGAAAUAGCAGUAGAGUUUGUAUACAUUAUAUAUUUAUUAAAUCUUUCAUUUUCAAUGUACAAUAAGUGUUUCUUAAGUAUGAAUUA
This is a messenger RNA of Plectropomus leopardus (leopard coralgrouper), 1471 nucleotides long. RefSeq names its product stomatin (EPB72)-like 1 (gene stoml1). Lineage: Eukaryota; Metazoa; Chordata; Actinopteri; Perciformes; Serranidae. The record is from RefSeq and is a predicted model, not a curated record. Gene Ontology annotation, cellular component: plasma membrane.